Molecule: messenger RNA, 2781 nt
Organism: Colletes gigas
Lineage: Eukaryota; Metazoa; Arthropoda; Insecta; Hymenoptera; Colletidae
Product: probable transmembrane reductase CYB561D1
Exons: 3
Coding region: 143-913 (256 amino acids)
Molecular function (GO): transmembrane monodehydroascorbate reductase activity
Source: RefSeq, a predicted model, not a curated record
UUUCACUCAAUUAUGAGAUUUCCUCAAUUGGUACGACAGUAGUCGUACUCGAAUCGCCGUCGUAACUCGCGCCGCUGAAACUCGCGUGCAAUUUAAAAAAAACGUUCGUCGUGAUUACGCGAGGGAACGAGUUGUUUGAACGAUGGAAGACUUACAAUCGUACGCGUUGCGGAAUAUAAAGGCGCAAGAUGCAUCGACCAGUACCUUCGAAAAUUCCACCGACUCGGACAACUCGCACACAAAACGAAGCCUCUAUAGUUUAUGUGUUAAUGUUAUAGACGUGGUUAACCACAUACUCGUUAUAUAUAUGACGGUGUUUCUUCUAUUCUACACAGCUGGAUCCAUGUCGGUGAUGGAUCUCCACGUGAGCCUCUGUACUGUAGGGUACGUCCUACUGAUGUCGGAGUCCAUUGUCAUCCUGGCCGGUGAAAGCUUCUUGACGAAGUUUCUUACGCGCCGUGCCAAGAGCCACGUUCACUGGAUCCUUCAGCUCGUUGGACUGAUCUGCAUCAUCGUCGGCGUCGUGGUAAUGUACAACGUGAGAAAGUUCCAUUUCCGGAGCAUCCACGCGAUCCUGGGCAUCUCCUCGUUGGCCAUCAUGAUCUUCGUGACCAUUUUCGGUUACCCGGUCUUCGUUGCCGCGAAACUUCGAAAGUAUAUUCGACCGGUGACCAUCAAAUUCGGCCACAACUUCCUGGGCAUAGCCAGCUUCGUGAUAGGAAUGGCCUCACAGUGUUACGGUUACAGAUACAACUGGCUGGCCAAAGUGUCCCAUGUGCCACACGUUCAGUUAAUGAGCAUAAUAGUGACCUCCUUGAUCACCGUGUUUUCGUUAAGGGGCGCUCUAGUGUCCCUUUACAAACAGAGUGUUUCAGAUAGAGGAAUAUUGAACUUUGGAAGACUGUGCGCGUAAAAAGGCAUCGAACGAGAAUCAUUUCGGACAAAUGGAGCUCCGUUUCUAACGAGGACGACUCCCAGGGAGAAAAUUCCGUGCUUAUAACGAGGGACUAACGCAUACGCUUUAGUUUCCCUUCGUAGCUCGCGACUAAACUCGCGAGAGGCAACGAGCGAUGGUCCAAACCGGAGAUAAUUAGGUGUCCCGUUUCUGGGGCAACCUAUGUAUCAUUGUUAUGGCGUCAACAAUAUUUCAGAUCUUAUCAAGUCGCAACGUAUGAAGCGUCCGUUUCUCUAGGUUGAAAUAGAAACGCCAACGCACGGCAGUGCACAUUUCAUAAUCUAUCUUUCGAGUCUUCUGGCUUUAGCGUUCAGGUCAUCCGUCGUGAUUCGACCUAGAUCUAAAGUUAGAGUUCUCGAACCUCCUCUGUCCACCUAUUGUUGCACGUAUUUCUCGUUUCUUUAAUUUUAAGAGCAACGUGAUCCAUGGCUCUUUCUGUUUUAAAGGUACAAUGUUACGAUAUUACUUCUAAAUACGGACAGUAGAAUCGGAAGAUUGCGAGCUUCCGGGCUACCGUGGUGCUAAAUAUCGUAGAACUGCUACCAAAAGCUAUAGUCCAACUAAUAUAGCUAUUUCAUACGUUACGAACGGAAGAUUGAAAGUGUACAAUUUUGUAAAUGAAAGUUAUUUGGUAAGCUUUUCAUUUCUGAAUUAUCUACUUUCCUGUUUUAGGUUUACUGUCACGCUAUAAUUUUUAAAGUUCAAUUUUAUAUUGGAUUUAUAAAUGGGGGAAGAUUUCUUAACACUUUGAACUAUUUUUUAUUUACUAGAAUUACGUGAGUAUUUGAAAACAGUAUAAAUAUAAAUGAACAUAGGGGUAGAUUUAUAGAAUCUUAAAUUUGUUGAGGCGUCGCAAAUCAAUAAUUAUUUCUAUAAUUUUAUUAUUUUCUGAAGUUUUAGAAUUAAUCGAAACAUUAAAUAUAAAAUAUUUUCUUUGCAUAAAUUUCAUUUUACUAGGAAACACGAAGGAUUAUUUUUCACCUUACUAUACAAAAAUUGGCUCAUAAAACAUUUUAAAAACAUGUUUGAAAGAGCAAAAAAAUAAAACUUCAAUGUUUCUGACAGAAACUUUUGCAGGUCCAAUUUAAAGAAAUAAAGAUAAAUUUCGCUAAAGUUCGCUAUUGGAAAGCAAUUACAGAAGUUUGAUUUUUUUGUUUCAUACUAAAAAGUAUCGUUGAAGAAUGUCCGUAUUACGCGAGAAAAUGUAAUUUGAGAGGUGGAGGAUUUUGAUUCUAAUCGGGUCUAUGCUGAAAACGUGUUUUAGGAACAAAUAUUGUUGACGAUAGGUCGUAAUUCGAUAUCAAGUGUAACGCGAAACGUUCCUCGGCUUGUGGGGAAAUCCCAUUAGCGCCUGUUGGAAAAUACGUGUUGCGUUAACGUAUUGCACGAUCGGAGCGCAUAAUCAAAGCAUAGAUAUAUGUACUUAGCCAAGUAAUUACGAGAUGAUAUUCGGUAUAUCCCGUAGUUGUUCGAUCGACGAUUCGUGUUUUUGCGUCACGAUACUGUCGUCGACUGUCGUCGAUUUCAAAGCUUGUCACGCGUGUUACCGUGUUGUUCGAUCUUUGAUUAAUUAAAAUGGUUGCCCGGGGACGAGAAAAUAGGUCUCUGAGAAGUCGAAGGUCGAGGAAAAUAUGUUUGCAACUGGUUUGUAAGUUUUAAGACACACUCGUAAUUACUGGGACGAGAAUUUUAUAUUUAUAGUACAACAAUGAUGUAUAUAAAAUGAAACUAUUUAUUUUUAAAUAAUAUCUUCAUAAACUGAGCGAAAGAAAUUUUCAAUUUGAACAAGAACAAUACAAUUUCGCUUGGAUAAAAUUAUAAGACAG